AUGAGAGACUUAACCAAUAAUACAACGACACGGGAAAUCCGGAAUCCUUUCAGUUCUUCAGAGGACCAAAACUUGUCAUCGGAUUACCAGAUAUCAACAGAUGACGCAUAUGAUGAUAGCACAAAUUUACUCAAAUCACAACAAGACAACAUUGGAUACCAUAAUAGACUUCAAGACAGUCAGAGGUCAAGUCAAGCUCCUAGUCAAACUAAUCUUCGGGGUGAUACACCUACACCUAGUAAUCCAUUUGUUCUGAUUGAAGAUACCCUUUCUCCAUUCGGUGGAUAUCCGAUAAUGCAAUUUCCACUAUCGAUAGAUGAAAAAGAACCUGAUGAUUACCUCCACAAUCCAGACCCAAUCGAAGAUGCGCUUUAUGAUAAAAACAGAUUUUUAAACGACUUGAAAAGUAUGGACAAAAAAUCCUUUUGUGGAUUAUUGGGUGUGAUUGGGCUAUUCGUGGGUGCAAUGGCUAUAUUUGUUGUCUUGCCUGUUUUGACAUAUUCAAACGUCACGACACACUAUACACCUGAAAGUUAUGAAAUCUUGACCCAAUAUCAGUAUCCUACUUUAAGUGCAAUCAGAACCAGCUUAGUUGACCCAGAUUCACCCAGUGACGCACAAACAUAUAAAACAAAGGAUGGAGAUGAAUGGAAAUUGGUUUUUUCAGAUGAAUUCAAUGCUGAAGGGAGAACAUUCUACGAAGGAGAUGAUCAGUUUUUUACAGCUCCAGAUUUAAACUAUGCGGCAACAAAAGAUUUAGAAUGGUAUGACCCUGACGCUGUUACUACGGUUAAUGGUACUUUGAACUUGAGAAUGGAUGCUUACAAAAACCAUGACUUGUUUUAUAGAUCGGGGAUGAUCCAAUCUUGGAAUAAGUUGUGCUAUACUCAAGGACUAAUUCGUGUUUCAGCAAGCUUACCUUACUACGGUAAUGUCUCGGGCUUAUGGCCAGGUUUAUGGUCCAUGGGGAACUUAGGAAGACCUGGCUACAUGUCGACCACAGAAGGUGUUUGGCCGUACACGUAUGAUUCGUGUGAUGCCGGAAUCACUCCAAACCAAUCAUCGCCGGAUGGGAUUUCAUACUUACCUGGACAAAAACUAAAUGUAUGUACAUGCAAGGGACAGGAUCAUCCCAAUACUGGAGUAGGCAGAGGUGCUCCAGAAAUUGACAUUAUUGAAGCGGAGAUAGAUACAACACUAAAAAUCGGAGUUGCAUCUCAGUCCUUACAGAUUGCCCCGUUCGAUAUUUGGUAUAUGCCUGAUUAUAGUUUCAUUGAGAUAUUGAAUCUGUCAGUAACUACUAUGAAUACUUACGCUGGGGGUCCAUUCCAACAAGCUGUAUCUGGUACAACUGUCCUAAACCGAUUGUGGUAUGAACAUAACAAUAAUAAAGAUGGACUUCCAGGUUUCCAAGUCUAUGGUUACGAGUAUAUGAAUGAUGAUGACACGGGCUACAUCACAUGGUAUGUUGGAGAAAACCCUACAUUGACUUUACACGCAACUUCUUUACACCCCAAUGGAAAUAUUGGGUGGCGUAGGAUUCCAAAGGAACCAAUGUCAAUCAUUGCGAAUAUGGGUAUGUCAAAUAGUUGGGCCUACAUAGACUGGCUGUCCAUUCACUUCCCUCUAAAUUUUAAAAUAGAUUAUAUCAGGUUGUACCAGCCAGAAGAUGCGAUCAAUUUAACAUGUGAUCCUGCUGACUAUCCAACAUAUCAAUAUAUCGAAGAACAUUUAAACGCGUACUCAAACGUGAACUUCACAAGUUGGAAAGAAGCUGGCUAUACUUUCCCUAAGCACAAAUUAAAUGGCUGUUGA
Dujonia railenensis is the source of this 1815-nucleotide messenger RNA. The record is from the annotation of a GenBank genome assembly. Lineage: Eukaryota; Fungi; Ascomycota; Pichiomycetes; Serinales; Debaryomycetaceae.